Molecule: messenger RNA, 1068 nt
Organism: Musa acuminata AAA Group (dessert banana)
Lineage: Eukaryota; Viridiplantae; Streptophyta; Magnoliopsida; Zingiberales; Musaceae
Product: magnesium transporter MRS2-1
Exons: 5
Biological process (GO): transmembrane transport; magnesium ion transport
Cellular component (GO): membrane
Molecular function (GO): magnesium ion transmembrane transporter activity
Source: RefSeq, a predicted model, not a curated record
CGCGACACCCUCGGCUACGUCCUGCAGUACGUUGUUGAGUUGCAGCGCCGCCUCGCUGCCGGCACGAGAGACGCCCUCGACGGCGGCACGCCAUCGCCUGAUUACCUGCCGUUCGAGUUUCGAGCCCUCGAGGUCGCGCUCGAGGCCGCCUGCACCUUCCUGGACGCUCAGGCUUCGGAUCUAGAAAUAGAGGCAUACCCCUUGUUAGAUGAAUUAACCUCAAAGAUCAGUACUCUUAACUUGGAACGGGUGCGUCGCCUAAAAAGCAGGCUUGUCGCUUUGACUCGGAGAGUUCAAAAGGCUAGAGAUGAAAUUGAGCAAUUGAUGGAUGAUGAUGGUGACAUGGCCGAAAUGUAUCUCACAGAGAAGAAAAUGCAUAUGGAUUCAUCACUUGAUGGUGAUCAAUCUUUACAUGGGUCCAGUUCUGCUGGGGAUGGAGUAUCAGUUUCUUCUCCAGUUUCACCUGUUUCACCACCAGAAUCUAGGAAGCUCGAGAAGACCUUAAGCCUUUCGAGGAGCAGAUAUGAGAGUACAAAAUGUUCUGACAGCACUACCGAGAACAUAGAGGAGUUGGAAAUGUUGUUAGAGGCUUACUUUGUGGUCAUUGAUAGCACCCUGAAUAAGCUGACUUCACUGAAGGAGUAUAUUGAUGACACAGAGGAUUUCAUCAACAUCCAGCUGGAUAAUGUCCGGAAUCAAUUGAUCCAGUUUGAGUUGCUACUAACGACAGCGACGUUUGUUGUUACCAUAUUCGGGGUUGUUGCAGGAAUAUUUGGCAUGAACUUUGAGAUAGCCUUAUUUAAAGCCCCAUCUGCAUUCCAGUGGGUGCUAAUGAUCACUGGAGUAAGCGGUGUAAUCAUUUUCUCUUUGUUCCUGUAUUAUUUCAAGUAUAGAAGAUUAAUGCCCUUAUAAGUAGUCAAUUGCGGUCGGAGAGUGAAAUCUCAUCUCAAGCAUUAUGCUGUGCAUUAUUACGGUAAAAAUUAAGUAAUAGGCCAUUAUUUUAUUAUCUUGUCCCAUUAUGUAUGAAAUUCAGUAUUUUUGUGAGAAUCAAAGAAAUAUUUGGAAUAA